This is a messenger RNA of Harmonia axyridis, 641 nucleotides long. RefSeq lists its product as uncharacterized. The record is from RefSeq and is a predicted model, not a curated record. The coding region runs from base 133 to 627 and encodes 164 amino acids. The transcript is spliced from 2 exons. Lineage: Eukaryota; Metazoa; Arthropoda; Insecta; Coleoptera; Coccinellidae.
CCUCCUCAGACCCCAGGUAUCAUAUAUGAUACCUCAGGUUUAUAUUUUAUUCUCGGCCUCCAGCUCCAUUUAGCCGCACGUACUCGAUGGUAUCAUAUAUGAUACACUGCUAAAUACGCGCCUAAUUUUUUGAUGCGAUGUUGGUUGCAUACGGCGGCAAGAAAAGUCAGUCGAUUGUUUAUGUUUACAAGUGCACGUGCUACGAUCAUGCCUCUACCACGAAAUAAAAGGCCUUUGACCGCGUUGGAGCUUGAAGAGAUAGCUCUCAACUUGGACUUCGAUCAGUCGGACCUCGAUGAUCUCUCUUCGGACGAUGAUGAGGAUGAGGUUGAUCUAGGUUUGGAAAAUGUGGUUACCGAUCCUGAUGAUAUGGAGAUCGCAGACAACAUGAGUGAUGAAGAAGAGACACCGCCUCUGAAACAAAGGAAGGUACAACCUGUUCCGGAUAGAAGAGUCAGGACCGUUGGUAACAUCCACCUACCAGUAUUUACGAAGCAAGAACAAAAAACAAGAUCAAAAUGUAGAUUUCCUAAAUGUGGCAAAUUAACGUUUGCCAAAUGUAACUCCUGCAAUAUUUAUCUGUGUUGUACCGUUGAUAGAAAUUGUUUCUCGCUUUUUCACCAGUAAAUUUUUUUUAUAGA